Hypomesus transpacificus is the source of this 1007-nucleotide messenger RNA. It is a transcript of the gene apoc2, whose product is annotated as apolipoprotein C-II. The transcript is spliced from 4 exons. Gene Ontology annotation, molecular function: enzyme activator activity. Gene Ontology annotation, cellular component: chylomicron. The record is from RefSeq and is a predicted model, not a curated record. Gene Ontology annotation, biological process: lipid transport; lipid metabolic process. Bases 117 to 542 code for a protein of 141 amino acids. Lineage: Eukaryota; Metazoa; Chordata; Actinopteri; Osmeriformes; Osmeridae.
AACGACAAGUCAACAUAUUUACACUCCUAUAUAUACAGAGCAGCCAGAGAAUUAUUUUACCUGCUAACCUGCACGGCACAAGUAUCUGAAGAGGAGAAAAAAUCCCAAGUGACACCAUGAACAAGCUGUUGGUCAUUACUGUGCUUGUAGCUCUCCUGGCUAUCAAUGCUGAGAGCUUCCGUGUGGCUAGACAGGCGGAGGGAGAAAUUGCGAGUGAGUUCGAGCCAGAAGGAACCCACAGCGAGGUCGCAGAGGAAGGAACCCACAGCGAGGUCGCAGAGGAAGGAACCCACAGCGAGGUCGCAGAAGAAGGAACCCACAGCGAGGUCGCAGAGGAAGGAACCCUGAGCAAGAUCUCAACCUCUGUCAAGUCCUACUACGACAGCUCCAUCGAUACUGCCUCUGGAUAUCUGGACAGCCUCAGGGGGCUGAAACUGGAGGAGAAGGCCAAGAACCUUUAUGAAGACACCACCAGAGCCAUGAAGACCUACUCUGGCAUCCUGCAGGACCAAGUCUACCACAUCUUCUACCCCCAGCAGUAAAGACCCCCCCAAUUCCCCCUAUCCACCUACCACUCCCCAACAGCACCCUAGAUCGUCGUAACUCUCGGUUGAAUUUUUCAGUUGACCUAAACUCAGCCAUCCCCGCGACAUACAAAACAUUCUAGAACCAUUGUUUCAGAGAACCUGUCUAGAGCUCCACAGUAAGCCCAAGAGAGACUGGAAAAAGGAAACCUCUGAAUGUAAAACAGUAUUUAGAUGCAAAUGUCAGACCAAAGAGUGAAACAGCACAUAGCACCUUAUCAUCAGGAGCCUGUAGGUAUGCAUUAGUCUACAGGAGACUACUAUUGGAAGUCUGAGGAUAAGAAGGUGUUUGCAGUUACUGCAGCGCCCCCUGGUGUCCUUCCUCCGCCUCAUCAAGCAAUGGAUCUAGGACCUCAAGAAAAGAGUUUCAGAAAAGCAACAUAUUUAUGUCACAAUAAAAAACAAUAAAUAAUUUGUAGGAAA